Molecule: messenger RNA, 3345 nt
Organism: Phytophthora infestans T30-4
Lineage: Eukaryota; Oomycota; Peronosporomycetes; Peronosporales; Peronosporaceae
Product: P-type ATPase (P-ATPase) Superfamily
Exons: 14
Coding region: 1-3345 (1114 amino acids)
Biological process (GO): phospholipid translocation
Cellular component (GO): plasma membrane
Molecular function (GO): ATP hydrolysis activity; magnesium ion binding; ATP binding
Source: RefSeq, a predicted model, not a curated record
AUGGAGAGACGUGGUACCGUGCUUAGCCAACCGUAUCGCCUUGUGGACCCUUUCCAGAUAGAGCGCGAUGAACGAACGCAUCAAAAACCCACCUACAUCUCGAACGCCAUCCACACUUCAAAGUACACGUUUCUCAAUUUUCUGCCACUUUGUCUGCUACAGGAAUUCCGGCGGUCGGCAAAUCUGUACUUCCUAGUGAUCGCCAUCUUGCAGUCCAUUAAACAGAUUUCACCGCUAACGCCGGUAACGGCGAUCGCGCCACUGGUAAUGGUGAUUAGUGUUAGUUUGCUACGAGAAGCGAUUGAAGAUAGGAAAAAGCGCUUGUCUGAUAGUUUGAUCAACGCUAAACCGGUGCUUGUCUUGAGGAAUUUUGAAGAGCAGCGUAUCGUGUGGGAAUCCAUUCAGGUUGGCGAUCUCGCUCGAAUACAUGAGCGGGAAGCGUUUCCGGCGGAUGGGAUAAUACUCGCAAGUAGCGAGGAAAACGGUUCUUGCUUUAUCGACACCAGUAACUUGGACGGAGAAGCCAACCUGAAAUCGCGAGCAUCGCUACGUGUCACGUCGAGUUUCGUGUUUGACAGAACCUCACCCGACAAGGAGAAAUACUUUAUCAAAUGCGAGCAGCCAGACCAGGAUCUGUAUCGGUUCGCAGGAAACCUCUCCGUUGAGUCCAAAAUGUACAGCCUCAGCGAGAAACAAUUCCUUCCUCGCGGCUCGACACUUAUGAACACCAAGUGGGUCAUGAUGCUCGUGGUGUACACAGGUCACGACACCAAAGUGAUGAAAAAUGCGCGAGCGGCGCAUCACAAGCUCAGUCACCUCGACUUACGGAUGAGUCGAACGGUGGUAUUUGUCUUCUUUAUUCAAGUCCUUUUAUGUGCGAUUGCUGCGUGUGUGCACCAUUUCAACUUCGAUGCGAGCGUAUUGCAGCACGUGGGCGACGACCACUCGGAGUCUCUGGAAUCAGUUCUGCUCUUCCUCUCCUUCAUCGUGUUAAUGAAUACGCUGAUCCCCAUCUCCCUCGUAGUGACGGUCGAAAUCAUCAAAACGGUGCACGCCAAGUUCAUCACGUGGGAUAACAAAAUGCGCAACAACAACGGGGAAGGAGCCAUGGCGAACACGUCGUCUCUAACGGACGAACUGGGCCAGGUCAAGUAUAUUUUCACCGACAAAACAGGCACCUUGACGCAGAACCAAAUGGUGUUUCGCAAAUGUAGCGUGGGUGGGGGGAUCUACGUGACCAAGCAGAAACGGUCGCUUCUAAGUGGCGUUUCCAUCUCUUCGCUGGAUGCGCUAAGCGCUGGUACGACAAAGACCAGCACUUUCCAUAGCGAAGACGCCGAACCGAGCGACCUUCCUCCGAUCUCGUAUUUUCGUCGCGUGUUGAAGAAUCUCGAUAGUUGCGAGAGUCAUUUCGCAUUGGCAAUGUCGCUCUGUCAUACGGUUGUGUGCGAAUACGACCGAGCGACUGGCGCGCUGUCGUACAAUUCCGAUUCUCCCGAUGAAUGUGCGCUAGUUCGUGGCGCGGAAGCUAUGGGCGUUCGGCUGUUUGAGCGAUGUGAACACAAACUUUACGUGGCGAUUACGGAAGAAGACCGGCACGGGUCGCACUUGAAAACAGUUGCGUACACGCUCACGUUUGAGAUUUUACGGAUAAUCCACUUUUCGAGUGACCGGAAGCGGAUGACGAUCAUUGUUCGAGAUGAAAAUGGAGGGAUCAAGCUCUUCUGUAAGGGAGCAGAUAGUGUCAUUUUAGAGCGUUGCGAUCACUUUUUGUCCAGUAAGGAAGAGACCAUGGCCCAUGCGACACAAUUCGCUGAAGAGGGCUAUCGGAUUUUACUCUUCGCCGAACGAGAUUUGGACGAGAUUUACUACAACACGUGGGAGGAUCGAUAUGAUGAAGCUGAAUUGGAUAUCCAUUCCAAGGAAGCCAAGACACAGGCACUAGUGGACGAAAUAGAGAGGCACUUUACUCUGAUCGGAGCGAGUGCUGUCGAAGAUAAGCUACAAGUGGGUGUUCCAGAAACUAUUUCCUUAUUUCAGAAAGCUGGCAUUAAGAUUUGGGUGCUGACGGGGGACAAGCUCGAAACUUCCCUCGAGAUGGGCAAGCUUUGUCGAGUUGUUACUCCUAAAAUGCAAGAGGUGAUUAUCCAAGGAGCCACUCGACAUGAAAUGACUCAACAGCUUGAAACAGCUCUCCAGAACUCAAAGGAAAGCCAAGCAGUGCUAAUUGAUGGCAGUGCUUUAACGCUGGCACUUCUCCCAGCCAACCGCAUGAGCUUCCUCAAACUGGCACUACAGUCUGCAACAGUUAUCGUAUGCCGCGCGUCUCCUAUUCAAAAGGCUUUAGUGGUGGAGCUAGUCAAAGCAGGCGUGCCAGACGUCACUCUCGCAGUUGGCGACGGAGCGAACGAUGUUAGCAUGAUUCGAGCGGCUCAUGUUGGCGUCGGCGUCAUGGGUCAGGAGGGUAUGCAAGCCGUUCGAAGUGCCGACUACGCCGUCCAGCAGUUCAGUCAUUUAGGGCGAUUACUGCUUUACCACGGCCGGUUAUCAUAUCUCCGAACAACGCAGUGCAUCGACUACUUUUUGUACAAGAAUAUCGUCUUCACGUUGCCACAUUUUGUCUACGGAAUUGCGUCGGCUUUUUCAGCCCAGACAUUUUUCUGCGACUUGUACAUCACAGCCUACAACGUCGUCUUCACGGCACUUCCGGUGACAGUACGGGCAGUCAUGGAGACAGAUCUUUUGGAGCCUAUCGCGGCCAAGUUUCCAGAGCUCUAUCGCUUCGGAGCCACCAACAUGUUUUUCUCGCAUCGAACAACGGCAAAAUCCUCCACACUAGCAGUUUGCCACGCCCUGAUAACUACAGCUGUCCCUCUGAUGUUGAUGCAGCACAAUAACCUUGGCGAAGGGGACUCGUUCUGGGCAGCCAGUGUCGCGUCGUUCUUCUACAUUGUACCCAUUGUGCACUUCCAGAUUUUCUUCGAGACGUGGAAUUGGACGUGGGUGAUCUGCCUCACGUACGCAUUAUCAUUGGGCGCGUUCUUCAUGUGCAUCGCUGUGUACGAUCACUUCAUUGGCGACAUCGAAGGUGUCUGGAGGACGGUGAUCGCUAGAAAAGGGUUCUGGCUUGGCUUCGCGCUGGCUUCGGUAGCCUGCAUUCUACCCGUUGUAGCUUACAAAUGCUAUGAAGAGAACUUCGAGACGUCCAAUCCUGUCCACAUUCUGCGACGGACACGGCUACAUAACAAAGUGUUGGAUUCUUCAGGGGUAGACACUUUGGGGUCUACCGAUCUCGCAGCUUCUGUCGUACCAAGUCCACAACCCACUAGCAAUAAAAGAUCCUAA